AUGUUGAUCGUGGGUCGGAAUGUUGGAGAGAUUGAUAGAUUGAAAAAGGAGUUGAGCAAAUCCUUUGCCAUGAAGGACUUAGGACCGGCGAAACAAAUUCUAGGGAUGAGAAUCUCUAGAGAUCGAAGGAAUGGAAAGAUUUGGUUGUCUCAAGAAAGGUAUAUUGGAAGAGUUCUUGAGCGGUUUAAUAUGAGCAAGGCUAAGGCGGUUAGUACUCCACUUAGAGGACAUUUCAAGUUGAGUGUGAAGCAUUGUCCUACAAGUGACGAAGAGAAAGAAGCAAUGAAGAAUGUGCCUUAUGCAUCAGUUGUUGGAAGCUUGAUGUAUGCCAUGGUUUGCACAAGGCCGGAUAUUGCUCAUGCCGUUGGGAUUGUUAGUCGGUUUCUUUCUAAUCCGGGGAAAGAACAUUGGAGAGCAGUGAAGUGGAUUCUUCGCUACUUGAGAGGUACUUCUAGAGUGUGUCUAUGCUUUGGUAAUGACAAGACCACACUUGAUGGAUAUACCGAUGCUAACAUGGCAAGUGAUGUGGACUCUAGAAAGUCGACUUCUGGAUACAUGAUGAAUUUUGCAGGUGCUGCAGUUUCAUGGAAAUCUAAACUGCAAAAAUAUGUUGCAUCAUCAACAACAGAAGCCGAAUACAUAGCCGUGACAGAAGCUUGCAAAGAGAUGUUAUGGUUGAAGAAGUUUCUUCAAGAGUUGGGCAUUAAGCAAGAGAGGUAUGUCCUCUAUUGUGAUAGUCAAAGUGCAAUUCAUCUUUGCAAGAAUCCAACUUUCCACUCAAGGUCGAAACACAGGGGGGAGAAGUUGUUGGAGCUCAAUAAAGUGCAUACAGAUGACAAUGGUUCGGACAUGAUGACUAAGUCUCUACCAAGUGGAAAACAUAUCCCCUGUCGAGAUGAAGCAGGUUUGGUGCUACCCCCCAUAUGA
Messenger RNA from Linum trigynum, 927 nucleotides. The record is from the annotation of a GenBank genome assembly. Lineage: Eukaryota; Viridiplantae; Streptophyta; Magnoliopsida; Malpighiales; Linaceae.